This is a messenger RNA of Engraulis encrasicolus (European anchovy), 4398 nucleotides long. RefSeq names its product poly(A) polymerase alpha (gene papola). The coding region runs from base 118 to 2319 and encodes 733 amino acids. Gene Ontology annotation, molecular function: RNA binding; poly(A) RNA polymerase activity. The transcript is spliced from 22 exons. Gene Ontology annotation, cellular component: nucleus. The record is from RefSeq and is a predicted model, not a curated record. Lineage: Eukaryota; Metazoa; Chordata; Actinopteri; Clupeiformes; Engraulidae.
UCAUUUCCUCUUCGGGUUUGCAGUAGAGCUGUUCGCCAUGUUUGUGCAAACAAUAGGAACAAAUUUAAGAUUUAGAUUAAAGGAAAUGUUUAGUAAUACCUGGUAGAGGUCAACACAAUGCCUUUGCCCAUCACCAUCCAGUCGCAAGGAGUGCAGCAGGCGACUAAGCACUAUGGGAUCACAUCCCCUAUCAGCAUGGCCCUGCCCAAGGAGGCUGACCUGGUCCUCACACAGAAACUCUCACAGGCACUCUCUCCCUUCGGGGUGUUCGAGGAGGAACUGGAACUUCAGCGCAGAAUCCUAGUCUUGGGGAAGCUGAACGGUCUGGUGAAAGAAUGGAUUCGAGAAAUAAGCGAAUCAAAGAAUCUACCCUCUUCAUUGAUUGACACGGUCGGGGGUAAAAUCUUCACUUUCGGCUCUUACAGAUUGGGAGUUCACACCAAAGGGGCUGAUAUUGACGCUCUGUGUGUGGCACCGCGGCACGUGGAGAGGACGGACUUCUUCUCCUCGUUCAUUGAGAAGCUGAAGGAGCAGGAGGAAGUUAAGGACUUGAGGGCCGUGGAAGAGGCUUUUGUCCCCGUCAUAAAGCUCGCCUUCGACGGCAUAGAGAUUGACAUCCUGUUUGCUAGGCUAGCACUGCAAACCAUUCCAGAGAAUCUGGACCUACGAGAUGACAGCUUGUUGAAGAACUUGGAUAUUCGUUGCAUCAGAAGCCUUAAUGGUUGUAGGGUGACUGAUGAAAUUCUUCACCUGGUCCCCAACAUUGACAACUUCAGGCUCACGCUCAGAGCCAUCAAACUAUGGGCAAAACGUCACAACAUCUACUCCAACAUCUUGGGCUUCCUGGGCGGAGUGUCCUGGGCCAUGCUAGUGGCUCGCACCUGUCAGCUCUACCCAAACGCUGUGGCCGCCACCCUGGUGCACAAGUUCUUCCUGGUCUUCUCAAAAUGGGAGUGGCCAAACCCUGUUCUCCUGAAACAGCCAGAGGACUGCAACCUCAAUUUACCGGUCUGGGAUCCCAGGGUGACUCCAAGUGACCGUUACCACCUGAUGCCCAUCAUCACCCCGGCCUACCCACAGCAGAACUCCACCUACAACGUGUCCGGCUCCACGCGAGCCGUCAUGGUGGACGAGUUCAAACAGGGCUUGGCCAUCACCGACGAAAUCAUGCUGAAUAAAGCAGAAUGGUCCAAACUAUUUGAAGCACCAAACUUCUUUCAGAAAUACAAGCAUUAUAUUGUGUUGCUAGCAAGCGCUCCGACAGAGAAGCAGCACCUGGAAUGGGUGGGCCUGGUGGAGUCCAAGAUCAGAAUCCUAGUGGGUAACCUGGAGAAAAACGAGUUCAUCACGCUCGCACAUGUCAACGCACACUCAUUCCCUGGACCUAAGGAAGGCACUGACAAAGAGGAGUUCAGCACAAUGUGGGUUAUUGGGAUCGUCUUCAAGAAGAUGGAAGGAUCAGAUAACCUCAAUGUGGACCUAACUGUGGACAUUCAGUCCUUCACAGAUACUGUGUACCGUCAGGCGAUCAGCAGCAAGAUGUUUGAGACGGAGAUGAAGAUCACAGCCAAGCACGUGAAGAGGAGACAGCUGCAGCAGCUCCUGCCAAACAUCCCCAGCAGUAGCAGGCCCAGCAAGCGGAAGCUGUCAACAGAGGGUCCGAGACUGAUGACUGACAGCAGCCUGGACCUAUCACUAGACAGUGACAACAGCCUGUCGGUACCCUCCCCUCCCUCCGUGCCUGUAGCAGCCAAUAGGACCAGCUCUGGGGGUGUUUCAUCUGGGCCCGCUGGUUCCAGCCCCAGCCCGCCUCCUCCUAUGGGCCCCCCUGCAGCCAAGAAGCCCUGCUCCUCCCCUCCCACCCCCCAGCCUGAGGAGAAGGAGAAGAGAGCCAAGAAGCCCGGCUCCCCACCACCACCUCCCCAUCCGCAGGACAAGGAGAAAGAGAAAGAGAAGGAGACGAGAGCCAGCACGGAGGAGGCCACGUCUCCACAGGUUGCUGAGGUGACACGCACCCCCUCCAGUAGCAGCACUCCUCCUCCCUCCCCAGCGACGGCCCUAAAGCGUCCCGGCUCACCCCUGCUCGAGGACUCCCACAAGAAACUCAAGCCUGACGAGGAGGAUAAGCCGCAGGUGCUUGAGGAGGAUAUGGCUUCACAGGGUGAAGAAGCUAUGGAGACGGAGGUUAAAGAGCUGGAGCCAGAGAAAAAGGUGCUACCUAACCAGGUUUCCACCACUGACCUGUCCGAUGUGCCUCUGCCCCCCACCAACCCCAUCCCUGUGCUGAAGAACUCCAUCAAGCUGCGCCUCAGCAGAUAAGGAGCCCAGCUGAGUAGCAGGAGAGGAGGAGGAGGAGGGUAGAGGCUGCCCCCCACCCCCCUUCUCUUGCCACCUCACCCUCUACACUCGACUCAAUCCAUGACUGGAGUCAAGACUAAAGGGCGCUAAUGGGGGAAUGGGUAGAAGAGGCCUGUCUGGUACACACACACACACACACACACACACACACACACACACACACACACACACACACACACACACACACACACACACAGGACAUAUAACACAUACACACACAGGACAUAUAACACAUACAGUAACAACCCCACCCCACCCUAUCCGUGUUUGAAGGACCAUGUGCACACCUCUACACCCCACCCCCCCUACUCCUCCAUCGGGCCUCCUCGCCGCCUGCGAGUCGUACAGCCGAGAGUCGAGGAAAGUAACGAUUGCAGACACCUCACUGCCAUGUGCACCUCUGACCACAAGGGGUCAGGGCUGCUCUUCUGAAGAAAAGACCACAGUUUUUCCCCCAGCCGGACGGCAGCACUCGUCUUUCUCUACGCAGCCCGCAAGAACAGUCAGACACACACCAAUACUCACUCUGUUCGUGCCCUAAUGUGCAAUUAUGUGCAUAUGGAAAGUGCAGGUGUGUGCAACAAAUUGGGCGGGCUGUGUGUUUAUGCGAGGGUGCUAGUGUGUGUGUGUGUGCGUGUGAGUGCGUUCAAUUGUUGUUUGCUUGCUUCUGUGUACCAUAAGAGAACAUGUAAGCAAAUACAGUACAGAGGCCUAUUUUUUCCCUGUUGUAUAUUUGUCUGAUGAUGACGGUGUCGCACCACGCAGAUGUUGCUGUGUAAGAAGGAGGGAAACUUCGCCAAAAAAAGGUGACAAACAAAAAAGCAAGAUGGAAAGUGGAAGUGCUCAGGUCUCAGGCGAAUUAUUCCUUUGUGGCGCGUGUCUUCAGUUCUGUGAAACAGGAACGUGUGUGUGUGUGUGUCUGUGUUUGUGUGUCAGUCACACACUCAGGUGGGACAGAACUGUGUCUCUGGCAGGUAGUCACUGCGCCUGCCAGGUUGGACUGAAACAGGUGCCAUUCGAGCAACGCAUUGUUCCAAUUGACCAAUCUCUCUGUCCAUCCUUUGCCGAGUGAGUGGACAGAGUCCACAUAUUCCAGCUUCCUCCUUGUUUCUUUUUUUCUGCUUUGUUGCGACAUGCUCCAGCACGAGUGGAGAUGGUUGGAGGGACUAUUGGUUUUGUUUUUCAGUUUUCAGAUUAGCCGCUGUUGGCCGCUUUAAGUAGAAGAAAGUAGAUUUUUGCUUUUGUGUGGUGAUCUCUCUCUUUCUUUCUCUCUCUCUCUCUCUCUCUCUCUCUCUCUCUCUCUCUCUCUCUCUCUCUCUCUCUCUCUCUCUCUCUCUCUCUCUCUCUCUCUCUCUCUCCCACAUCCCUAUGCCCCCCCUCUCUAUCUUUCUCUUGUGUGUCUGUGUGUGAAUGUGUGGCUUGUACAGAACCAUUAUAAUGCACAAAGUAAAGAAAAUAAAUCAUAAGCUGUUUGAGUUAAGCAUAAAGAGCUGAGCGCGUGCUUGGAAAGUUUCUUUCUAUCGUGGUAUAUCAGUGGCUGCAGUUUAAGUAAAGGUAAUGGCUUAUCAUUAUAUAUGUUUAGUGCUGUUGACCAAUUGAUCUUUUUAGUUCUCUUCUUUUUCUUUCAUUUUUUUUAAUUUGAGUGCUCCGAAAGAUGGAAUAAGCUUGCAAUUACGUUAAUUGAGAGAGAGAAAUUAAGAUCAGUUAAGGGCUUGUGUUUGUAAAUCUCUUUAAAAAAAAAGUUGAAUUUCACAACAAUUGAACUAUUAUUUUUCUUCCUACUCUUUGGUUGCCUAAACGGGUGUUGGUUUUGUCUUAAACGUGUUUGUAAUGACACUGACGUUGCAAGAAAAGGUAAGGUAAGGAUGCCACUGGUGGAGCCAAAUCGGAGAUCCUUCACCAUCGAAAGGGGAAGGGUCUGUAUGUUCACCACUGCUCUCCCACACGUGUCUAGGCUAACUACUUUUCUUAGCUGUCUUUGUAAAAGUAUGAAUAAUACAGUCAUUUUUUUCCCACAAAUAAAGGUGUACAUUGCAUAAA